This is a messenger RNA of Sitophilus oryzae (rice weevil), 681 nucleotides long. RefSeq names its product mitochondrial pyruvate carrier 2-like. Lineage: Eukaryota; Metazoa; Arthropoda; Insecta; Coleoptera; Curculionidae. The record is from RefSeq and is a predicted model, not a curated record. Gene Ontology annotation, molecular function: pyruvate transmembrane transporter activity. Gene Ontology annotation, biological process: pyruvate import into mitochondria. Gene Ontology annotation, cellular component: mitochondrial inner membrane. The transcript is spliced from 4 exons. The coding region runs from base 216 to 575 and encodes 119 amino acids.
GCAAAUAGAAGGCCAUUAGUGAUUCUAAAAUAAGUUAUUUAAUUCGCGUUGUUAUCUACGCAGUUUUUCGUGUUUUUUUUUCACUCUAUCCCCACUAAACAGUGAUUAUGCUAAUACGUUUGAGGUCAUUCGACUAACCUUCCAGUCGAACGUAUUUUUUCGGGCUUGAGAACAGCUAGGUUGUAGUAUUUUAGGUCUUAAUAUUUAAGAUAAAAAUGGCUUUAAUUUAUAGAAACGCUAUUGCCGUUGCUGAUAAGCUAGUGCCUCAGAAACUACAACCUUUAUGGCAGCACCCAGCAGGUCCAAAAACGAUAUUCUUUUGGGCACCAGCAUUCAAAUGGGGUCUUGUAAUAGCCGGUCUGGCAGAUUUACAGAGACCGGCAGAAGCAAUUAGUCCUAGUCAAACGGCAGCUUUAGCUGCUACAGGUGUGAUCUGGUCUCGAUAUUCCUUAGUUAUUAUACCGAAGAACUACAGUUUGUUUAGUGUAAAUGUAUUCGUAGCUGUGACUCAAAUCUAUCAACUGUACAGAGCUAUAAAUUAUCAGCGGAGUCAGAAGAAGGUUAUUGCAGCUUGAACAUAUCUUCUUUCUUUGGAGGACGAAAGACUACUUUUAUAUACUAGAGAACAACUAUACUCUUGUUAUUAAAUUAUUUUUUGAAUUAAAAUUUAAAUUUAUAUAA